AUGCCUCGAAAAGGCAAAUCUAGAGAACUGGCGGCCAAUACGUUGGAAAAUAAAAGAUACGUUUCACCGUUUGAAUAUCUGCCUCCAACCUUAGGCCCUCCUCCUGCCGCUUUGGUGUCUGCUCUACUAGUCAAGCCUGUGAAGUCGGUUAGGUUCGCACCGAUCUCUUCUCCUGUACCAUGUCCUCUCCUCUUUAGACCGCUGAGCCUUAACCCCCCGGAUGGCCAUGACCCAUUGCCCCUAUCGUCAUCUCUCGCAUCCGACUCACAACAAGCUCCGGCACGUCAAACCCAGAGAAUACAGAAGAAGAAGACGCUGCAUGCUGAAACCCCUAUUGUUCCUGAUUUAUCUGAACAGACCCAGUCCCUUCCAAAUGCUAGAACGGGCCAAAGCUUAAAUAGCUGUAGCGGGGGUAUUUCACAGCCGAAUCCAAAUAAAGACAGCAAAAGAUCAAAACUUUACGUCAAAGAGAAACUGGAGACUUGGCUCGAAGACGUAAGGACAAUAGCGGUAGACCCAUGUGAAACUAAUUCGUAUCGGAGCGUAACCGACGUGAGCAACAUUCCAACUCAAACUGAAUACUCCCCAACAACUCGAAGAACAUCGCCGAUCUUAGCAUGGAACCCAAGGACCAAAAAGGUGACCCCAGAGGCUCUACGAACUCGCCAAGUGGAGGUCAUUGAAGCCAAUGAAGAUGAAUGGACUGCCGAGUUCAGGGAGCACUUGGUAGAGAAACGGAUGAAGAUUUCGUUUAAGAAAACUGAACCGUUACUCCAAAGCAUGAAAAACUUUGAGCGUAAAACCAAACUAGCGAACGAUGAUGACGACAGUUGGGAUGCAAUCGAGGAACUAUGCAAGGAGAUAAACGAGUGGAGGGCAGCUAUGCGGUUAGGGGCCAUAACCAGCGAGAAUUUUAAGAACGACCUCGAUUAUUGCAAGUCAUCAUCGAACAAGGUCGCCUUCCAAAGAAUGGUUAUGAUGUCGAUCAUUGAUCGUUGUCAUCUGAAGCCUGUGUUCAACUAUAACUUUGAAGGGCAAUGGAACCAGGAGAUUUGUCCGCUGCCCUCGACGAAUGGCUUAUUAGAUAUUAUCGCCGACCCUCAGCCAGACCUUGCCAUAUUCUUCGAAUUUGCCUCUCUAGUUGGCACAGACUCCUUUUCCAAGUCUGCUCCUAUCCCUCCGGAGCUUCAGCCUUGUAUGAACCCAGAUGGAAAUACACAACGAUGUUUUCCGUUUAUAUUCAUAGAGGCAAAGAAGGCGACUGCAGACAUCGAGUCUGCGAUCUUGAAGAAUUUGCACAGUGCUAGCCAAGCUCUGUUCAACAUCUACGCAUGGAUGAGCAGAGCUAAACAAGAUGACGUCUUCUUCAAGGAUGUUCGCGUAUUCUCAGUCGCUAUCAAUGAAGAAGAAGCCAUUGUCCGAGUUCACUGGGCUGUUCCUGUCAGUAAUGGAGAUGAUAGUGGGCUGGAAUUCUUACACAAUAACCUUCAUUACCGUCAAGAAAAAAAACCAUAUACGAGAGAUGGAUUAUGCACGCUCAUCCACAACAUACUUAUCAAUUAUGCGGAAAAGACGCUUCUUAAGAUCCUGAAGAGUACAGUUGAUAAAAUCCUGAAGGAACAUAAGAAAACACUCAAACGAAAGAACAACAAUGCUCUCCUUGGUCCAUCUCCAAAGAGAUUGGCCUUCUCCCAAUGA
Molecule: messenger RNA, 1698 nt
Organism: Xylaria bambusicola
Lineage: Eukaryota; Fungi; Ascomycota; Sordariomycetes; Xylariales; Xylariaceae
Exons: 3
Coding region: 1-1698 (565 amino acids)
Source: RefSeq, a predicted model, not a curated record